AUGCUCUUCUACCUGUCGAGCUGCAGUUACCGCCAGAGGCUCAUCUCUUCGCUGAUGGCCAUGAGGCCUCCUCGUCUCCAACCCGGUAAUCACACUCUCCCUCGUAUCCCUAGAGUCUUCGAUAGAUCUCCGCCAAAUGUAAGGGGCGUCCACUUCACGCCUUCUCAGUUUUCCUAUUCGAUUGCGUAGUCAGUGAAUUGAUUGGAUCAUUCUAUGUUAUAGCUCUCGAGAGCUCUUCCUUCCUAAGUUCCGCAAAGAAACCGAGGACCAUGAUGACGGUCUCUGCUGCUUCGGACUCUGCCAUGAAAGAAGAGUUCGCCAAGCAUGCGGAAUACCUCAACGUCCUGGUUUGUCACCUUUGCUGCAUUAAUGUUGUUUUUUUUUCUCUAUUAUAUAAAUUCCGGGGAACCUAUCGACCACUUUCUCUUUGUGCUUCCAUCGCUCACUGAAAUAAUUCGGAUUAGGGGGUGCUGAAGAGGCAUGAAAAAACUUAAAAAAUUACGGCGGCAGUGUAAAUUAUACGUGCUUCUUAAACAACAGUUGAUAUGAUCGCGUCCCAGUUUCCGAAUGGGGAUUUUUUUCCAUCCUCUCACGCGGCCUCAUAUUUGGGAUAUUUAAAUCCUUUUUCUCCUAAUCGGAUUGCCUGGAUUUUUGGCUUAUAGCUGAUACUAAAAAUACUUUGUAAGAUAGUUAUUUGCCUGUGUAUUCUUUCUCGCAGAACGACAAGCGGGAGAGGGUGGUCAAGGCCAGUCGGGAUGUUACGAUAAACAGCAAGAAAGUCAUAUUUCAGGUUCAUAGGUAAGCAGAUAUUUUGUGAUCUUCUCUUUUUCAAUGAUGGUUUUGUUUUUCUUGAUUAAUUUUAGAACGUACUGUUGUGGCAUUUCAAUCUUCUAAUCACGCUUAAUAAUAUAGUUUCAAGAAAAUUAUGCAUAAUUUCAAGCUUUUCCUUACUUAUUCGUGAGUAGAUGACACUUUAGGUUUCAAAAUAGUUCGUCCGUUCUUUAAUUUGUAAAUACACUCUUUUGAAGGGCCACCAAAAUCAAUUCUGUGUUUGUCUACGAUUGGUUACUUAGAAUUCAGUUUGGUCUAUCAACAUGACUUGUCACUUCUAUCCACUUGUAUUCAUUCUUUGCCGCAUAAACUUUUUUAUCGUUUGCUUGACUUUAUCGAAGGAGAAAGUGACUAAUUAUAUUACUUCUGCCUUUACCCUAUAAAUCUGCAAUGGACUGAUGGAAAUUUGAUGUAGCUGUGGAUAGGCUUAAUGCAUUUUCCAUUAUAAAGGGCCAACAAACGUAAACAUCAUUGUCAUAUGUUUUUCCCUGACCAUGAAGUUCAUUUACAGUUACCUUAUUAUGCUCCUUACUUUUUCACUGUAUAACCAAAGACAAGCUCGUGUGCAUUCUUACGUGUUUUGGAACUUCCUCAACAGGAUCACAAAAGAAAAUAAAGAAGAAGUCGUGGAGAAAGCUGAAAAAGAUUUGGCAGCUGUGACCGAUCAGUACAUGUCAAAACUUGUUAAAGAGCUGCAUGGGACUGACUUUUGGAAGCUCAGAAGAGCAUAUUCUCCUGCUGUCAGAUCUAACACAAAAUUUAACUUAUUCAAACUCACUGGCAAUUCAACUUUCCUGAUUGUGAAUAUCCGUUUUGUUCUUUGCCUACGCAGGUGCAGGAGUAUGUUGAAGCUGCAACAUUUUGUAGAUUUUGCAAGGCCGGAACACUCAUGAACCUUGAUGAGAUCAAUGCUAUCUUGCUAUCACUAAGCCAACCAUCCGUGGAACCUCUGCAGAUUAAUAUCCUCGACUACUUAUUGGGAGUAAAAUUCUGGCACUUUCUGUUGUGUUAAACAGGCCAUUUUGAUCCCAUGACCAUCUGUGACAAAAAAAUAAAGUGCGCAAAAUAUCCUGUUUAGGUUGCUGAUCUGACAGGGGAACUGAUGAGACUAGCCAUUGGCCGAAUAUCGGAGGGUGAACUUGAAUAUGCUGAGAAGAUUUGUGGGUUUGUUCGCAACACUUAUAGAGAGCUGAGCCUUCUUGUUCCUGAGAUAGACGACAACUCUGAGAUGAAAAAGAAGAUGGAAAUAAUGUUUCAGAGUAUGACCAAAAUUGAAAAUGGUAUGCUUCUUUUCAUGUUCUUGGACCAUGACUACAUUAAGUUGUACUACGUAUGUUUCCUUUCAACCGUUAUCUGUGAGUUUUGGUCCUCAAACUGACGGGGAUAAAAUUUAUUGGUAUGUUUUUUAUCUUAGCAUCUUCAGUUCUCUUUUGCUUACACAUAGACUAUGAAUACAAAGACAGAUUUCUUCCCCACUUUGUAGGAUGUUUGUCUAGGAAACUUCUUCUCCUGUCAACAGUCUUGGAAAUUUGCUCCGAUCUUGGAGCUUUGCCACUUGACCCCUUCUAGUUAGCACUUAUGACUCUCCGAGGCAUUGUGAAUUAUAUCCAAGUUCCAGAGUCUACUUGAAGGGUAUAGUGAAAGAUCCCCGUGAAAGGCUCAAUGGCAAUGAAAAUAAUCCCAAGUUCAAUGCAAAAAUCCAUUUCACAAGUGCAGGAAAUGCAAGACAUCAGGGUUCAGGAUUGUAUUUUAUUUUUUUUUAGUCAUUAAAAUGAACAAAAAGUUCUAUUACAAUUGGAAUCGGGUCCGAAUAAUGAGACCAGUAUGUCAAGAGGAACAUAUAACUUCUACAACGAGUAGGUGUUGAGUGGGUUUUCAAAAGAACAAGUAUCUGUUUCUUGUCAUCCUUCUUUAUUUUCCCCAAUCAUCUUUAUGAAACGUGCGAAUCAAAGGCCUUGUAUGGCCUUGCAUGCGUCGAAUAAAGAGAAAUGGUGCGAAAAAGCUCCGACACAACGCAUCUAUCUUUCAGUUGCUUAGCGGUUUGAUGGGCCUUCACGUCAGAGGAAUAUAAACCAGAAGAAGAAAAAGGUGUUGAGUUAGGCCUAGACAAUGCAGUUCCUACUUAUUUCUACGUGGCCUAGGAAUUUAUGCUUCUUAGUGUUCUGGUUAAUUUCUAGUAUGGACAACUGAUGGAACCUCAUGGAUCUGGGAAAGUUGAUUGGUAAAUUGAUGACUAGUCUUUCCACAUUCAGACUUGCAAUUUCUAUUAUAAGGAUGUUGAUUUGAGACAUUUUUCUUUUGGUUCGUUGGGGCAGUGACCUUAGAAUAAUUUUCCUCUGAAGAGUAGAAAGUCCGAAACCAGCAAAUCCCAUCCCUCCUACUCAGCCUUGGAGACCCAAGAAGAUUCCAGCAUACUACUACUUCAUGCGGGCAUUCAUGAACCAGAUGACAUUCAUGAAUAAGCGCGUCAGAAUAAUAGCCGAUGCACGAUUUUUCAUAGCAACCAUGACUUGUGAUGAGAAGAGAAUGCUUGUCUACCAUUUUGAUCAGGUUUUAUGUCUGUGAAAGUCAUGGAGAAACCGUGAAAAGCAAUAAUUUAGCUAUAAAAUGGAUCUAAGGCCCACGAGGGAUGAUAGAAACUCAACCCAUAUUGUUUUUAUCAUAAUCUGGUUUAAGCUAGACUGUGGGAAGCAUCUGUUUUAUAGAGAGCGAGUCCCAUCCUCAUGAAGCUCGUUGAAAAAUAUAUGAUCAUUAGCAUGGCGUUGACCUCUGCUAAUUGAGAUUAAUAUCAUUAACCAUCUCUUGCUCAAAUCAUCUGCUGUUUUUUUCCCCUGUUUCGCCAGCUUUGUUCAGCGUCCAUGUGAGAGGAUCGGAGUACGUCCCACUACUCGGCUCUGAUGAUCAGAACUUCUCCUUCCUGAGCGUCGAUGACUUCGAAUCGUGA
Messenger RNA from Spirodela intermedia, 3775 nucleotides. The record is from the annotation of a GenBank genome assembly. Lineage: Eukaryota; Viridiplantae; Streptophyta; Magnoliopsida; Alismatales; Araceae.